Molecule: messenger RNA, 1884 nt
Organism: Vitis riparia (riverbank grape)
Lineage: Eukaryota; Viridiplantae; Streptophyta; Magnoliopsida; Vitales; Vitaceae
Product: B3 domain-containing protein Os01g0234100-like
Exons: 8
Coding region: 155-1681 (508 amino acids)
Molecular function (GO): DNA binding
Source: RefSeq, a predicted model, not a curated record
ACGCUGUGACUGGACAACACGUGUGCACCACCAGGUGGCCCCAAUUGGUUGUAAGUUGUAAUAAACCCAUAAGGGCUUCAGAGUUCAGACAAGCCUUUUAUUCACGCACAAAGCACGCCAUUUCGGAAUCUGAGGAUAAAAUUUCGGCUCGGUAAUGGGCGUGGAUCAAAAUGUUGUUAAGCAGGAAGUGGAGGAUGAAGUGUUCAGAAUGGCGUCGUCUCGGGAGAGCCGAAGGUCCAGGGAAGAAGACGUGACUCUGGCUCAGUUGUCCCAGACUGUGCGGACCUUCGCUCCCUCCACGCCGCAGUCACUAACAAAGACCAAGCUCAAGUCUUCUACUCGGACUAAACAGAAAAAGUGUGUAGAGAAAAAAGAGAAAGGUUUUGGGAUCAAGAGGAGGCGUUCGACUUUCAAAUUGAAGCACGAGGCAUCUGAUCAUUCACCAAAGUCUGCAAGCCGUAAACGAAAUAAGGCUGCAGUUGAUGGCUCAUCUACUCCUCUUAAAGCUAAGACAUCUGCUCUGAUUCGAGCAGAGGAGGUUCAGUCAAAUCUGGGCCCUGAAUUCCCUAGCUUUGUGAAAGUUUUGGUCAGAUCACAUGUGUCUAGUUGUUUUUGGAUGGGGCUUCCUGGGCCAUUCUGUGAUAUGCACCUACCAAAAAAGGAUGUUAUCAUUACUUUGGAAGAUGAAAGUGGGGCAGCUUCUCAGAUUAAAUAUAUCGCAGACAAGACAGGACUAAGUGCUGGGUGGAGACGGUUUUCCAUGGAUCACAAGUUGCUUGAGGGAGAUGUUUUGGUCUUCCAUUUAGUUGAGCCAACCUCAUUUAAGGUGUAUAUAAUAAGGGCAAAUGAUUUGACUGAAGUCGAUGGCGCUCUUGGCCUUCUAGAACUGGACACUCAUACAAAAAGUGAUGCCGGCAAGCUGGUUGCUGUCUCUGUAAUUGCAGAUCUGGAUACAGUUGCUUGUAAAAGUUCGAAGAGGAAGCAUUCAAAAUCUCUUCCACUGGUUGUUUUCCAAAAGAAGAAUAGGAACACAGGAUCAAUUCCGAACCUUAUGCUGAGAGAACAAUCUGAAAAUGACAGUGAAGGGACUGGUUCAGAAGUUUUGGAAGGUUCCAAAUUCUUUGAGCCUGCAGUUCAAUUCAAAGACAUAAGUUUUGAUAAUUUCAACAUUUUGGUGGAUGGGCUGCUUAUUGAUUCUGAGCUCCCAGAAGAUACUAGAGCGAAGUACUAUGAGCUUUGCUGCAGUCAGAAUGCAUUUCUUCAUGAGAAAAUUGUCGAGGGCUUAAAUUGUAGGUUGAUUGCUGAAAUUAUUUCUCAGACAGUUCAGAUUGCUGAUACCCUGAGAGCUUGCAAGCUUACUACUUCUCGGGUUGAGUUUACAAAUUGGGAGAGGACUUUGAAAGCCUUUGAGGUUCUGGGCAUGAAUGUUGGAUUUUUACAAGCUCGACUGGACCAUCUUGUGAGCCUUGCCUUUGACUCAGAAGGUGCCAUGUACUCGAGGCAGUACAUGGAGGUCACGAUCGAACGAGCUCAUGCAGAAGAUGAGAUGAGAGAUCUCGAAGAUAAGCUUAUGGAACUAAAAGCAGCAUCUGAAAGGAUGGAUGCUGAUAUAGAGACUCUGAAGGAAGCAGUUGAGAGCCAUGUAAUCAGGUUCCAAGAAGAGGUUGUCGCACCCUGGUAACGUGCCAUUUGUUAUGUUCCAACUCCAUAUUUUGUAUCCCUCGGUUAUGGCUGCUUGUGUUUUAUAAAACUGCUGACCCCUUGCUUUCAUGAAAAAUGUAGUUGUGCAGAACUGCCAUUCUAGGCAUGUUGUAAUUUCUCAAGGACUUCAUUAUUAGAAAGAAGUGAAGUUAAUCCUAUUUAUAUGGUUCGACAUUCCACUCA